Messenger RNA from Carica papaya (papaya), 560 nucleotides. NCBI's taxonomy places the organism in Eukaryota, Viridiplantae, Streptophyta, Magnoliopsida, Brassicales, Caricaceae. The record is from RefSeq and is a predicted model, not a curated record.
AGAUAUCCUAAUUUGAAGAAUGUGAGAGAGCUGAUAUACAAGAAGGGGUAUGGGCAGGUAGAUAACGAAAGAGUACCCCUUACUGAUAACAAUGUUAUUGAGCAGGCGUUAGGGAAAUAUGGCAUAAUAAGCAUAGAAGAUUUAGUACAUGAAAUUGCUACUGUUGGCCCACAAUUUAAGGAGGUUGUUAGGUUUUUGGGGCCAUUGCAGUUGAACAAGCCAGAAGGAGGAUUCAAAGCGAACAAACAGUUAUUUAAGGAAGGUGGAGAAGCAGGCAAUCGGGAGGAUCAAAUCAAUGAUUUGAUUGAUAGAAUGAACUAGCGGCCGUAGGGCAUGUAUCGAAAGAUUAGUUAAAGAUCUGAUAACCUUUUCUAAAUGAUCUGUAGGCAAGUAACCGUAGUCCGAAUGUCAAACCUUGUUUUUUUUUGAAUGAUCUGUAAUGGCAAUUACCCUCAAGUCUUAAGGUUUUCCUUACUUCCUGGGUCAGUCGUAAAGUUCGUGUUACCCAUGUCUAUUUUCAUUUUCACGUAAAAUCUUUUCGGUGUUUUGUUUUGCUCUUA